This is a messenger RNA of Caenorhabditis angaria, 1349 nucleotides long. NCBI's taxonomy places the organism in Eukaryota, Metazoa, Nematoda, Chromadorea, Rhabditida, Rhabditidae. The record is from the annotation of a GenBank genome assembly.
AUGCGUGUUUACCCAUGUUUGAACAGAUGUAAAUAUUGAUUUUUUUGGUUAAACCUUCUCCUGUAAAAAAAAUUAAUUUUCAGCAAAAAUGGACAUGGAUAUGACGCUACACUUUGGGGAUCGCGAAAAAAUCCUUUUCUCCUGGUGGAAAACUGGUUCGGUGUUGGGAAUGGCCGUCUCGAUGCUCAUCACAUUUCUCCUCUGUAUUCUCUACGAAGCCAUCAAAUCUUUUCGAUAUUUUCUGGCGAUUUGGGAAAAACAGAAACGAGCGAUGGGAAUUGGCGAGUCGACAGCGGAUUCGGAGGAAAUUGAUGAACGAGCACAUAUUGCUCCAAUUGUUCAGUUUUCUGGGUGAGUUUUUUUGGGCGGGAAAUUUGAAAAAUUGAAAAAAUUGUUGAAAAAUAGAUUUUUUGUGUCCAAGAGUUCAAAAAUGCCCUAGAAAUCUCAAAAUUUGUUUUUUGGUCUGGCCUAAGAAUCCAAAUUGUGGCCUAGAAACCCGUAAAAUUUUUCUGGUGGCCUAGAAAACCAAAUUCUGGCUUAGGAAGCCAAAUUCACGAUUUUCAUGACCUAGAAUUUCAACCCGUGGCCUAAGAAUCCAAAUAAUGGCCUAGAAAACCAAAUUCUGGCUUAGAAAGCCAAAUUCGUGAUUUUUUCGACCUAGAUAUCCAACCCGUGGCCUAGAAAUCCGAUAAUUCAAUAUCUGUGGCUUAGAAAACCAUAUCCUGGUCUAGAAAACCAAAUGCUUCAUUUUCAUGGCCUAAUGAAUCCAAAUAGUGGCCUAGAAACCCAUAAAAUACAUUUGAUGGCCUGGAAAACCAAACUCCUGGCCUAGGAAGCAAAAUUCGUGAUUUUCAAUACCUAGAAAUCCAAUCCGUGGCCUAGAAAACCAAAUUCUGGCUUAGAAAGCCAAAUUCGUGAUUUUCAUGACCAAGAAAUCCAAACCGUGGCCUAGAAAACCAAAUUCUGGCAUAGGAAACCAAAUUCGUGAUUUUCAUGGCCUAAAAAACCAAACUCCUGGCCUAAAAAGCCAAAUAGUGACCUAGAAUUCCAAAUUUUGACCUAAAAAUGCGAAAUUCACUCAAAUUUCAUCUAAAAAAUCCAAAUUUUCAACCAAAUUUCUUCAAAUUUUCCAUAUUUUCUCCAGCUACAUUCGCAAACUUUUCACCAAAUAUCGAUUAGCACAAUGCGGAUUAUACGGUAUUCAAAUGCUGUUAGCCUACGUGCUCAUGUUAAUUGUCAUGACAUUUAAUGUCAACCUGAUUUUAUCCGUCGUUUUUGGCACUUCUGUUGGCUAUUUUCUAUUUACCGGAACUCCGUUUGUUGAGGGACAAGUCGCCGAUUGUUGUUGA